AUGGUUAUUGACGUGGACGUCCCCGAUGGGAUGGACAUCGAUGCUCCGCUUGCCACCGUGGGGCGCCGAGAGUGUCGGCAACCCGAAAGGCGGCAUGAAUCCAGAAAACCGGUACAAAGCGGUGUUCAGGGCCCUAAAGGUAAACCCACAAAUUCGAAGGGGGCCGGCCGUGGCGGCGAAAGCCGGCCAAUCCCGCAGGCAAGCCGGAAACGACACCAGCCCGGAACCACUCCGGCUGUGAAGGGCGCUGGAAACAAAGCACGGAACGGCGGUCCCCAGGGCCAAAAGGGUAACAACCGGAAGGCCAAAAAGACAGGAAACACGGCUCAAACGCCGCCUGUCGUGGUUUGCAACGCCGGGCCGAGUUCCUCGGAACGCGCACCCGUGUGUGUGCAGACACUGUCUACCCUGCAGCCACCGGCAGGGGAGGUUGUCGGAAACGGUGGCUGCCGCUCUCCGACCGUGUAUUCCAUAUCGUCGGAUGACUUUAUGGACGUGGACGAAGAGGAACCUGAGCAAGUCGGGCCUGUGAGAGAAUCAAACAACAGUAUAGCACCGGGCACCGCCAGUGAGGUGGCGCUCACUGAGACGGCUGCGUUGCCGAGGGCACCCGAAGGGCACGCCCCGCAGGCUGAACGGGCCGGGAACACGCCACAAAUGCCGCCGAACUACGCUAGGCUGAAUGCCAAGUUACAGUUCCUGCACUGUGUCAUGCGUCAGAUCGAUGGACCAUGGUGUCAUUGGGUACCGGACGUCUACAAGGCAGUAGUGACGAAGUAUCAGAGGAUGCCACGAGGAGGAUGGAAAGUCCUCGCGGAAUAUGCCAACGAGCAUUUCGAAUUCCACAAGACCCACAAGGAGGUGGAGCAGAUGGCAAGACAGGUAGUCGCCAAAGCAGCGCGGAGCCAACCGACGGACGUUGGAGAAAUAGCAUCGCUGCACGACGUCGACUCAUACAACGCCCUGCAGGAGGAUUUCGACCGGAUCAUGGCACAGAGGUUGAGGGAGCCUGGUGUGAUUAGGACAGUAAAGAACAAAAGACACACCAUGGACUCCCUCGACUUCACGGCGAUAAGGUCGCUGGAUCUAGUGGUCCACAACUACGUGAAGCACAACCCAGUCACUGACAUGGGGAUGCUAGCCAUCUUGUAUCAAACGGCACAGGACUGCUACGACAAGUACAGCGCAAAACCAUCGUCGUCCUCGGGAAAGAAGGAGGCAGCUGAGAGGAGGAUCAAGGAGCUGGAGGAGAUAGGAGCAUUACUUCUGAAAUACAAGCAGAAGGUCCCCCUGGAGAAGGAGGAUAGGAAACGCGUUUAUCGCCAAAUGGACAAGUACAACAUGAUCGCGGACAAGCCGCAGGAACUGUCAUACGUGAUCAGCAGGACUCAAGAGGAGCUCCAAAAGGAGCAGGACAAACUCAAGAACGCCAAGUUCAAGAAGGAGUUGUACAACGACAACCGCAUGUUCGAGCUCUACACGGGACACUUCUACAGGACACUGGAGAACAAGCAGGACGCGGACGAGUCGGCGAUAAACGAGGGGAUGAUGAUAGAGUACUGGGCGCAAAUGUGGGUGAAGCCAAACGCACCGCACAACGGUGAAGGAUAUCUGGUCGAAAGACCACCGGCAGAGAACAAGGCAGGCUUUCCCACAUACGAGGAAUUCGUCACGAUCGUCAAGAAAUUGCGAGACUGGAAGUCGCCCGGUGCGGAUGGGAUCUACAACUACUACAUUAAAUGGCUCACGUCCCUUCACAGAGUCAUUUACAGGCUAGUAGAGGAGGCAUGCCAGCAAGGCAAAGUGCAGGACGACUGGUUCUACUGUGGGAUCACGUACCUACUACCGAAGAACAAGAAACCAAAGUCCGCCGCACAGUACAGGCCUAUCACAUGCAUGUCCAACCUAUACAAGCUAACUACCCGCUGUGCAACGGAGACGCUUAAGCGAGAAGUCGAUGGCAGGGGACUACGGUCCGAGAACCAGAUGGGCACGAGGAGCAACGUACAGGGUGCAAAGGAGCACGCGUUAGCGAACAUCGCGCUCAACGAGAAGCACAAGGGGAAGUUACUUGCAACGUGGGUCGACGUCAUGAAGGCGUACGACUCAAUCGACCACGCGUACCUGGCAAGGGUUAUCGACAACCUUAACCUACCAGGGUGGUUAUCAAACUUCAUCAAGCAGACGAUCAAGAGGUGGAACAUAGAGAUACGGUGGAACAAGAACACAAUCAUGCACAAGAAAGUGGAGAGGGGCAUUCUCCAAGGCGACAGCCUAUCGCCCCUUCUCUUCGUGCUGUGCUUGGACCCGCUGAGCAGGCACCUGACUCGCAUCUUCCCCAAGGUGGAGUUAAGCGUGACCGGCGGCAGGAUAUUCGCCACAAACCACUUUCUCUAUAUUGACGACCUCAAGUUCUUCGCCCACGAGGAAAGUACGAUGAGAGGAAUGGGCCGAGAAGUGGAGAAGUUCUUCAACGACAUAGGACUCAGGAUCAACCGCGACAAGUCGGCAACCAACACGGAGGCGUGCGCCAGCAUCGCCAAGCAGAUGGAAGGCCCGGAAACGUACAAGUACUUGGGAGUCACAGAGACUUCAAACUCACUGACAAGCGACGGAAUGUUCGACAUAAUACUACAGGAGAUAUGCAGGAGAACGGAGCUACUGGCUGCGUCAAAGCUGUCGGGGAAAAACCUCUCGAUGGCCAUCAACCAGUACGCCCUCAGCGUCAUCAACUACUACAUCGGCGUGAUCCCCAUGGACAUCACGCAUUUCGACAAGAUCGACCUGGCAGUACGGAGAAUAAUUAACGCGAAGCACGGACACAAGAAGUGGGCGAACACACAGAGGCUCUACCUCCCCCGGAAAGAGAUGGGGAGAGGGCUCCACAGCAUGGUA
Babesia bigemina is the source of this 2895-nucleotide messenger RNA. RefSeq lists its product as hypothetical. NCBI's taxonomy places the organism in Eukaryota, Apicomplexa, Aconoidasida, Piroplasmida, Babesiidae. The record is from RefSeq and is a predicted model, not a curated record. The transcript has a single exon. The annotation marks the transcript as partial.